Molecule: messenger RNA, 1580 nt
Organism: Tigriopus californicus
Lineage: Eukaryota; Metazoa; Arthropoda; Copepoda; Harpacticoida; Harpacticidae
Exons: 8
Coding region: 269-1495 (408 amino acids)
Cellular component (GO): cytosol
Source: RefSeq, a predicted model, not a curated record
GAAAAGACUGCUCUAUUCCUAUAUAUGCGGCAAAUGAAUAAAGAGGCUCAAAACGAGAACUUUAUUCCAAAGAAAAGUGGAAAAAUAUAGCAGUCUCACACAUCAGCCAAGUCAUCUUUUAGUUUUUGUUUCCAUCUUGAUUUGAUCAAACAAGUGUCCCCAAAUCCAGUUUUCUACAUUCGCCCGAAUUUAACAUCAAGUCUUGAUCAGCGGCAGCAAAUAAUAGUAUUCCAGUGCUCGUUCUGGGCAGAACUGAACUUCUUGUGGAAUGAGUGGAAAAUAUUUUGUGGUAAUCAGCCUUUAUUUGGUGGGACCAUCUCGGGCCAACAUCGAUCCAAGUCUUCUGGCAGAGAUUUUUGGACCGGCGCCACUUUCCGCACCCACUAAAGGCAUCAAUCCUAUUUCGGACUCUGGUCAGCGAUUAGAUAUCGACAAAGAAUGUCAGAGAAUGGAGCCUUGUGUCUUAUGUCUUGGAUUCGGCAUCAAUUUCGAUCACCAAGGGCACAUGUGGGAUUGUCAAGACAAAUGUGGGGAAAGGGUGGUUACCAUCGAGAAUUAUAACCACGAGAGCAAUUGCUACAUUUCUUUUGGUGGGGAGGCUUGCAUCACGGAAUUUCUCUUGCCCAACGAAUACGGAACGAUUCUUGCCAAACCGAGGAAAAACGCUUGUCUGAACCAUGGAAGUGUAAUGGAAAAUGGGAACGUCUUUGAAGGCGAGUUGAGCGGAACUUGUCAGAAUGACGAGCCUAAAGUGACGGAGACAGGCUAUACGUUCAUCACCGCUCAGACCGAGACCAAGAAGAAGGCCAAUGGAUUUGGGACCUUAACCUUCAAAGAAAAUGACCCUUUUGACCGACAUCUCUACCAAGGAGUGUUCAGAUGUGGCCAAAGACACGGGCAAGGCUUUUUAAAGUGGAAUGACGGAUCAACUUACGUCGGUCAAUUUGUAAAUGGCACCAAAAGCGGCGAAGGAAAAAUGAUCUACUCCAAUGGGGAUAGUUAUGAGGGCUCUUGGGCCAAGGACGUCAAGGAAGGACGUGGUGUCUAUGCUUGGAAGGGUUCGGGAUUUAAAUACAUUGGGUAUUUUGUGGAAGGUCAGAGGGAAGGCCGAGCCGAGGUCUAUGGAGCAUCUGGUCAAGAAACGCCGAUUUUUGAAGGCAUUUACGCCAAAAAUGUUAAAGCUGAAGGCAUGGCGAGGUUAAAAAAUGGUGACACUUACACAGGCCCAUUCAAAGAUAAUCAAUUCCAUGGACAAGGCAUCUACAAAGAAGCUUGUGGCAACGUAUACGUCGGCGAGUUUCUGAAUGGACUUAAACACGGACUAGGAAAAUUUACUUGGGCCAAUGGUGUCGUUUACGAAGGAUUGUUUUCUAAUGAUUUUCCUCAUGGCAAAGGGACCAUUACGUGGAAAGAUGGGACAUGUAUCCUAGGAUCAUUUGACAAGGGCAUCCUGAAAUUGCAACUCGGGGAUUGUUACACAGAGCAAGGCUAUUAAAACUAACCAAGAACUCGACGCACUGAUUUGCUGUUUCCCGGUUAUUAAUAUAUAAAGGCAUCUAUAAAAUAUAUUUUUGCACACA